Manihot esculenta (cassava) is the source of this 2105-nucleotide messenger RNA. RefSeq lists its product as uncharacterized. The coding region runs from base 113 to 1957 and encodes 614 amino acids. NCBI's taxonomy places the organism in Eukaryota, Viridiplantae, Streptophyta, Magnoliopsida, Malpighiales, Euphorbiaceae. The transcript is spliced from 13 exons. Gene Ontology annotation, molecular function: catalytic activity. The record is from RefSeq and is a predicted model, not a curated record.
CCUGUCGCCUCGAGCUCCCACCUAACUACUCGUCUGAAAUCCGAUGUUCUAAUUUGAAUCAGCAGGGGCGUGAAAUUAUUUCCGACUUUAGAGAAAGAAUCGAUAAGAGAGGAUGAGAGAAUCCAUAUUCCCAUGCGUAUCGCUAUUUCUUUAUUACGUUGCUCAAUUCACUUCUGCUACAGUUGUUCUAAAAUCCUUCUUCUUUUCCUUCCCAGACCUUCCCGCCAAAUUUGCUGCUGGAGUUAAUAGGUCUGGCGUGUGUGGAGCUUUGCAUGUGGCGAAUCCCUUGGACGCUUGUUCUUCUCUGCAUAAUUUUUUUGGGUCCAACGAAACUGAGCAAGUGAAAAUUGCCUUGAUUGUCAGAGGUGAAUGCCCUCUUGAGAAUAAAAUUCUAAAUGCUCAAAAUGGGGGAUUUGAUGCUGCCAUUGUCUAUGACGAUAGAGAUAAGAGGAAUUUGGUUUACAUGAUGAUGAACCCUGAGGGCAUCAAAGUGCAUGCUGUUUUUGUUUCUAAGGCAGCUGGUGAAAUUUUAAAGGAGCAUGCUCGAGGAGAAGAAGCUGAAUGUUGCAUUUAUCUGUCUCAUAGUGAUACAGCAUGGACUGUUUUAGCAAUAUCUUUUCUUUCUCUUCUUGUUAUUUUAGCUUUCCUCAUGAUAGCCUUUGUCUUGCCCAGACACUGGCUACAUUGGCAGCAAAUGAAUUUUCACUUCAAAAGUGUGGAUGUGAGGAUGCUGGAAGGCCUUCCCCGCUUCACAUUCAACUCCACUCAUUUGAAUUGUAAUCACAGUGGAGAAACUUGUGCCAUUUGCCUUGAGAAUUACAAAGAUGGGGAAAUUCUUAAAAUUCUCCCUUGCCAACAUGAAUUUCAUUCAAGCUGUGUGGACUCAUGGCUGACUAAAUGGGGGACAUCUUGCCCAGUGUGCAAGUUUGAUAUGAAAACCAGAUUUAUAUAUUCUCAGAGGAGCAAGAAUAAGAAUAUUAAGAGAACCACAAAUGUUGCUGUGUCAAAUGUUUUUGGAACUGACAUAUGGAAAAUGAAUUAUAAAGAGGGGAAUCUAGCUUCUCAAUCAGUAAAUGCAAUGGGUGCUUUCACUAGCUUUUUAAUCAGCUUAUGCUAUGGUUUAAUUUCUGCCUCAUUCAUUCCUAAUCUACUGGUUAAAGCCUUAAGCCUUCAACUUGAAAUAUUUUGCUGUUGGAUGAACGUCAGUGGGCACUCCAUUCAUGAUUCAUCCAUGUCGUUUUCACAAAUUAGGUGUCAUGUAUCUUGCCCAUAUCUUUGGAAUUGUUACGUUUAUCAAUGUCUUUAUCAACGUUUCUCACUAAUAACUUCUCCUUCCUCUUUUUUAGUUAUUUAUCUCUUUUCCAUAAGGAGAAAAUCAGAUCGGUUGGAUUCAUUUUUGGGUUUUAACCAUUUAUGCUCAGCCCGAGUUAUAACAAUGAAGUGUUAUUCUGCUUUCUUCCUACAUAAACCGAAAUACGUGCUAAGCAGCAAACUGCCGUUACUGAGUCCCCACUUCUAUAUCAGCAGCUGGUUUUCUCAGGCAAACCCAGCAAGGAGCCACCAUAUCUCGAGCUUAGAAGCUGAAGCCAUCACUGUUGAUGUUAAGGCAGCCAAGGGUUUUCUGGAGUCUGGCUACGUUUAUCUAGAUGUUAGGACAGUGGAAGAGUUCAAGAAAGGACAUGUGCAGACAGAGAAGAUACUCAACAUUCCUUACAUGUUCAACACUCCGGAAGGUAGGGUGAAAAAUCCAAAAUUCUUGAAUGAGGUUUCAGCAGUUUGCAAGGAGGAAGAUCAUCUUGUUGUGGGCUGUCAAAGUGGAGUCAGAUCCCUGUCUGCAACGGCUGAUCUUCUCAAUGCUGGUUUCAAGGAUGCCAGCAACAUGGGAGGAGGUUAUAUUGCUUGGGUGCAGAAUGGGUUUCCCCUAAAGGUCGAAGAAGAGGAAAAGGCUCAACUCUGAUCUCCAUUAUUUGAGUUGACAUGGGCUUCCGGUAUUUGCUUUUGCUUUUGCAAAUAUUAUUUUCAGAUAAGCACUUUUUUUUUUUUUCUGUCCUUUAUAUUUAAAAAAAUGCAUUUUGGCGGACCAUAAAAUGCAUUAUUUGAGUUGA